UUUUGAGAUCUGUGGUUCGCUGAAAUUACAUCAACGCUUUCAGUCAACGAUAGUGACCAUUGUUUAGCCUCUUGGGUAGCAUUGUGGUGAUAUUUAUCGUACUGCAGCAAAGCAAACGAAGAUGACUGGUAAGGAUCAUAUAGGCAGUCAGGAUAGUGGAUAUCAUUCCCCACCAAUGUCACUAAGUGACGAUAUGUGUGAAGUGAAUUUAGAUGAAGAAACUCCUAGGAACUCGGAGAAGGAAGAACCAUCAACAGAUAUUUCUGAUUCUGUCGACAUACAAGAUAAAUGCCAGAGAGUUAGACGGAGAGCAUCCAAGAGAAAGCGAAACAGUGACUAUAAAUUCAUUAGGGACAAGAAACAGGGCAGUUCAGAUAUUCAGAGUGGAGAUCAGGACUUAGAAAGCUCUGAAUCAGAUUCUUCUGAUGCCAAACUUGAAUUGUCCGCCAGUGUCAAGAAGAAAAAACGCUCUUCCAUGGUCCAAUGUGAUAGCCAAACUGGCAACUUUUCAAACAAAGAGAGCUUGAUAACCGGUAAAAUCUGCAUGCCUACAAGUCUAAAUUUAGCAGAGGUACUCAUGCCAAAUCAACAUGCUGCAGUAAAUGUGAAUGUUUCUUCUGGUGGUAUCAACAAAAAGUGUCCAAGAUUAAUCGACUUUACUGAAGUACCAGACUUUCCUGUAGUCGCACUCUCACCAUUCUGUACAUACGCAGCUGGAAUGUUUGACCAUCAUGGCGGACAUCUUGAAUUGCCGAGUGCCAGAGUGAAACUCUUUAUUCCCGCUGGCGCCAUAAAAGAAGGCAUAGAACAACCAGUGUACAUAUACGUCACACGAGAGAAACGAUAUCAACCACCGCUGAAUCAUGGCGAAAUUUCACUUUCGCCAAUUAUAUUUUGCGGACCAAAUGGUCUUAAGUUUGAAGAAGAUGUCUUCCUCAAAAUUCCGAACUCUGCCAGCAACGAAGGCAAAAAAUGGAAAUUCCAAACAGUCUCUACAAAUACUGAUAUUAAUGAAGAUCCGGUUUUCCAGAAAUCGCCAGAAAUCUUUUCGGUUGCUGAAAAGGAAUUUGUCACCAUUGUGGUGAAUCAUUUCACUGGGUUUGGUAUCCAAGGGAAGCCUGAUGAUGAGGUUGCUAUGGAGAACGCAUCUUCUGAUGAUACCCAAACAUCCGAGUUUGUUGAAUUUGUCCCGUUUGUACAACAUGGUGGGAACCACGUGAAAUUACGCAUAUAUGGCAUGCGAUCUGCAAACCAGCGACACAACGAACAGGAAAUGAGGCUUGGUGGAAAACAAGCUGAUGCUGAGAGAAAACUAUCGGUUGCCAAGGAGAGCAAAGCUGAUAUCAGAAUAACAGUGAAGCCAAAAUAUUGGACUCCAUCAGAUGGGAAUUACAUACAGAAUUUACCCUACAACACUCUUUGUGAAACUGAUGGUGAUUCUCGAUCAUUUCUCUUCAAACCACAAAACACUGAUAAUGCUGUAUUUGAAUGUGAUGUCAUUCUACAACAGACUGGUAACCUUGACAACCCUUCAGUCACAUUCCAUAUUCAUGAGAUGUAUACUGGUGUGGAGGCUUCACAAGUGCCUUCAACGUCUGACUGUAUCUUAUCAGCUACUUUGAUGGAUAAAAUGGCGAUGUUGUUGGAUAUCAAACGAGAUGAUGGUAAUGACUGGAGGAUGCUCGCUGAGAAACUAGUGGGUUUAGAUGACACUCAAAUUAGGAGGAUUGACGAGCGAGAUAGUUAUAGUCCCUCAAAAGUUGUCCUCAAUAUGUGGGAACAAAAGACACCCAAUGCCAAGGACAUUAAGUGCUUGCGUCUUUUUUUGAAGGAUAUUUCCCGGGACGACAUCGUUGAGAUAAUUGAUGAGAAUUUUCAUCCUGAUACUGUAGAUAAAGAUAAAAUGGAGCAAGAUGAUGUUGAGUUUUUGGACCAGAAUAAUGAGAAUUGUAGUUCAUUCAUUUCACCAUCGGGUAAAAAAUCCUGGCAAUGUCACAGCACACCACUGUCACCCAGACAGCAACAUCACAUAUCCAUGCCACUGAUCAACUCAAGCAUUACUAGUAGCUUUGAGCGCUCUUCUAGUUUCGCGGAUUCUUGUUAUUCUACUACGUCUGACCGGGAAGUCUUAGAUUAUAUGUCUGAUUAG
Saccoglossus kowalevskii is the source of this 2149-nucleotide messenger RNA. Its product is annotated as UNC5C-like protein. Gene Ontology annotation, biological process: netrin-activated signaling pathway. The record is from RefSeq and is a predicted model, not a curated record. Gene Ontology annotation, molecular function: protein binding; netrin receptor activity. NCBI's taxonomy places the organism in Eukaryota, Metazoa, Hemichordata, Enteropneusta, Harrimaniidae. Gene Ontology annotation, cellular component: membrane.